CUGAGCCCGGCUGUCAAUCCUUUCGCGCCUCGCAGCGCGGCGCAGCGCGGCGCAGUCCGGAGCGGCCUGUGGAGCAGUCUCGAAGCCUUCCUCACGGAGAAGAUGGCGGUCGCAGUGAGAACUUUGCAGGAGCAGCUAGAAAAGGCCAAAGAGAGCCUAAAGAACGUGGAUGAGAAUAUUCGCAAGCUCACCGGGCGGGAUCCGAAUGACGUGAGGCCCAUCCAAGCCAGAUUGCUGGCCCUUUCUGGUCCUGGUGGAGGUAGAGGACGUGGUAGUUUAUUGCUGAGGCGUGGAUUCUCAGAUAGUGGAGGAGGACCCCCAGCCAAACAGAGAGACCUUGAAGGGGCAGUCAGUAGGCUGGGCGGGGAGCGUCGGACAAGAAGAGAAUCACGCCAAGAAAGCGACCCAGAGGAUGAUGAUGUCAAAAAGCCAGCGUUGCAGUCUUCAGUUGUAGCUACCUCCAAAGAGCGCACACGGAGAGACCUUAUCCAGGAUCAAAAUAUGGAUGAAAAGGGAAAGCAAAGGAACCGGCGAAUAUUUGGCUUGUUGAUGGGUACCCUUCAAAAAUUUAAACAAGAAUCCACUGUCGCUACUGAAAGGCAAAAGAGGCGCCAGGAAAUUGAGCAAAAACUUGAAGUUCAGGCAGAAGAAGAGAGAAAGCAGGUUGAAAAUGAGAGGAGAGAGCUGUUUGAAGAGAGGCGUGCUAAACAGACAGAACUGCGGCUUUUGGAACAGAAAGUUGAGCUUGCGCAGCUGCAAGAAGAAUGGAAUGAGCAUAAUGCCAAGAUAAUUAAAUAUAUAAGAACUAAGACAAAGCCCCAUUUGUUCUAUAUUCCUGGAAGGAUGUGUCCUGCUACCCAAAAACUAAUAGAAGAGUCACAGAGAAAAAUGAAUGCUUUAUUUGAAGGUAGACGCCUCGAAUUUGCAGAACAAAUAAAUAAAAUGGAGGCUAGGCCUAGAAGACAAUCAAUGAAGGAAAAAGAGCAUCAGGUGGUGCGUAAUGAAGAACAGAAGGCGGAGCAAGAAGAGGGUAAGGUGGCUCAGCGAGAGGAAGAGUUGGAGGAGACAGGUAAUCAGCACAAUGAUGUAGAAAUAGAGGAAGCAGGAGAGGAAGAGGAAAAGGAAGUAGGUAUUGUUCAUAGUGAUGCAGAGAAAGAACAGGAGGAGGAGGAACAAAAGCAGGAAAUGGAGGUUAAGAUGGAGGAGGAAACUGAGGUCAGGGAAAGUGAAAAGCAACAGGAUAGUCAGCCUGAAGAAGUUAUGGAUGUGUUAGAGAUGGUUGAGAAUGUGCAAAACGUAAUUGUUGAACAGGAGGCGAUGGAAACUAAUCAAGUUGAAAGUAUAGAACCUUCAGAAAAUGAAACUAGCAAAGAAUUGGAGCCAGAGAUGGAAUUUGAAAUUGAGCCAGAUAAAGAAUGUAAAUCUCUGUCUCCUGGGAAAGAUAAUGUUAGUGCUCUAGACAUGGAAAAGGAGUCUGAGGAAAAAGAAGAAAAAGAAUCUGAGCCCCAACCUGAGCCUGUGGCUCAGCCUCAGCCUCAACCUCAACCUCAGUCUCAGCCCCAGGCUCAGCCCCAGCCUCAAUCUCAGUCCCAUCCUCCAUCUCAGUCCCAGUCCCAGCCAGUACUCCAGUCCCAGCUUCCCUCUCAGCCUGAGGCUUUGCCAUUAGCUGUUUUACAGCCACCACCCCAGGUGAUUCAGGAGCAAGGGCAUUUACUACCUGAGAGGAAAGAGUUUACUGUAGAGUCUGUAAAACUCACUGAGGUGCCAGUAGAGCCGGUCUUGACAGUACAUGCAGAAAGCAAGAGCAAAACCAAAACUAGGAGCAGAAGUAGAGGUCGAGCUAGAAAUAAAACAAGCAAGAGCAGAAGUCGAAGCAGUAGCAGUAGUACUUCUAGUAGCAGUUCUACCAGUAGUAGCAGUGGAAGCAGUUCCAGUAGUGGCAGUAGUAGCAGUCGAAGUACUUCCAGUAGUAGUUCCAGUACAAGUGGCAGCAGCAGCAGAGACAGUAGCAGCAGCACCAGUAGUAGUAGUGAGAGUAGAAGUCGGAGCAGAGGCCGGGGACAUAAUAGAGACAGAAAGCACAGAAGGAGCGUGGAUCGGAAGAGAAGGGAUACUUCAGGACUAGAAAGAAGUCACAAAUCUUCAAAAGGUGGUGGUAGUAGUAGAGAUACAAAAGGAUCAAAGGAUAAGAAUUCUCGGUCCGACAGAAAGAGGUCUAUAUCAGAGAGUAGUCGAUCAGGCAAAAGAUCUUCAAGAAGUGAAAGAGACCGAAAAUCAGACAGGAAAGACAAAAGGCGUUAAUGGAAGAAGCCAGGCUUUCUUAGCCUAUUCUUUGCAGCAGAAGAUUUCUUGAUGAGUAAAAGGAUUACCUUUCCUUGUAAGGAGGAUGCUGCCUUAAGAAUUGCAUGUUGUAAAAAAUCUUUUUGGAAAAUACAGACUGUUUGUUUACCAGACAUUCUUGUACUUUUUGCAUAAUUUUGUAAGAGUUAUUUAUCAAAAUUAUGUGAGGUUCCAAAAUAUGUAAAAAUAAUAAUAAUAAAAAAAGAUUAACAUCC
This is a messenger RNA of Lemur catta (Ring-tailed lemur), 2555 nucleotides long. It is a transcript of the gene PNN, whose product is annotated as pinin, desmosome associated protein. The record is from RefSeq and is a predicted model, not a curated record. The coding region runs from base 103 to 2301 and encodes 732 amino acids. Gene Ontology annotation, cellular component: catalytic step 2 spliceosome. The transcript has 9 exons. Lineage: Eukaryota; Metazoa; Chordata; Mammalia; Primates; Lemuridae.